Messenger RNA from Pogonomyrmex barbatus (red harvester ant), 4844 nucleotides. RefSeq lists its product as uncharacterized. The record is from RefSeq and is a predicted model, not a curated record. NCBI's taxonomy places the organism in Eukaryota, Metazoa, Arthropoda, Insecta, Hymenoptera, Formicidae.
AUGGGAAAUAUAUUGUUUCGUAUGUGUCCAGAUUUUAAAAUAGACACGAGCUAUUUUGGCCGAACAGCGGCGGAACGGCGAACGGCGAAAGACGGCCGGCGCGCGGUGACCAUCGCGAGAGCAACGCGAUGCGGCGAUCGAAUCGGUAAAGAUGUAAGACCGUGGAGUCACAUCGCCGGCUCUGUGUGCCAGUCUGUAAAGUCCAAGCAGCGAAUCGAAGCAACAAUAAAUAAAUUUUUUACUUUUAUUUACAGAAAUCCGAAUGUCAUGGUGGCAGGACCACCUCCACCGCCACCUCCUCCACCUCCUGUAUCUGGUCAGCUGCCAGCUAUGAGGAUAAAUACUGCCGAGCACACAGCAGCAAAGAGACCACAAGUAGGUAGCAACGAUGCUUAUGAGCCACCAGCCGCCAUCCAGAAUGCCAUGUUAACGAAAGAUAAGAAACCUUUCACCUAUACCCCGGGUAUGGGUGGCAAAUUAGAUCUCUCGCAGAUUCGUAGUCCACGAAUGGCGAGAAGAGUCGCGAAAAAUGCUAAUGACGAAGGUAUAGAAGGACCGCCGAAAUCCACUGUCGAAACAAAAUCAUCGCCCGCAGUCUCUCCCGCUGCGAAUUUUUUAAUGCCACAAGUCGCAGUGCCUGUUUUUCCUUCCAACGCAGUGCCACCUCAACCUAAUGUUAAUAGGAUGUCACAACCACCUUCGAUCAAUAGAACAUUAUCAAACGCCACAGACAAGCAAACCGACAAGCAAGCCGAACCAGCGAGGAACAUUACGGUGGAUACGAAAGUAACGCCGAUCACAGUCACAUCGAGUCAGUCGAACACUCCCGAAAGCCCGGGUACCCCAACGCAAGUCACUUUAGCCAAGGCUCCUACACCGUGGCUUCAAAAUAAGAAUAAAACUCCGGAAAGAUUGCCUGAAUGGGCUAUACGCACGAAUGUCAAUAAAACGGCUGACGGCGACUCGUCGGAGAAGGCACCUUCUCCAGUUUACAUUCAAGUUCAGCAAUCGUCUCCGCAAUGUUCACAAGCGAAGCAAAAACCGCAGGAUCAAAAACCACAAUCGAUUCCGCAAUAUCAGCCUCAACAAGCGAAACCGCAACAGUUAUCUCAACGGUGUCAACAACCGCAGCAGCAAAGGCAGAGACCAAUCGAAUCUGUACCGCAACAAAUUAGCUCGCCGUUGCAUCAGCAGGAGCGCGUUAUACCCAUUCGGAUCGAAGAUAGGCCAUCGGUAUUUGACGUGAAGCAUGAAUCUGGCCAUCAUCAAUUUAAACAGCAACCAACUCUGCAUCAUCAGCAACGAUGGGGUCAGGUACCUGCACAACAGAUGAGACAAAAUCAGAUGCAAAAUCAUCCGCAAGCACAGGAACAGUCUCAGAUCCAUGUUACAUCUUCACCUCGGCUAGAACAACCAGCUGGGACAACUUAUAUCGUCCCUAUUGUAGUAGAAGGUAGCGAUAAGAGGACGAUUACAUCGAAUACACAGAAUAAUAUUCAACCCGGAAAAACAGCAAGAGUACAACAAGUACAAGAACCGAAGAAAUACAUGGGUAGCGCAAUUCCUUCUCGAUCCUUCAAGAUAUUACAAGCGAUGACAGCAUCAGAAAAUACUGCCAUGCAAGAAAACCGUCAAGCAGAUUACAACUGUCGAACAGAGAAUAAUUUGCCAGGCAAUCAGCAAGAUGUACACUUCCUUCCUCGACUUGUUUCCUACUGGUCAAAUUCCGAAGAUUGGUGGAACUAUUAUCCCAUGCAACAUAUCCCUCCAUCCGAUAAGUUCGCAAACGAAACGGACAAACACUCCUCUCCUUAUCUACAACAUCCAGAUAAAAACCCGUACAUUGGACACGAAUCGUUUUAUCCGGUUAACGACGGAAGCUUUGUGAACGUAAUAAAAGCUGUAGACCAAGAAAAAUCUCCAGAAUACGGUUACAUUGCCGUAAUUUGUCCUCAAGCCAACUGUAACGAUUUAUCGCACGUUAAUGCAAAUGAUUACAACUAUGAUUAUGACACCACUAAUCAUUCGUCCCCUGCUCAAAAUAAUACACGUUUCGUGCAAGAUGAAUCGGUCGAUAAACCAAAAAAUAUCUUGUCCGACGUUAAUCACUUGGACGCACAAUCAAAUGAAACGUACAAUCCCAGAAAUAUCUGCGAGAAUUAUAAUAGUGACAAAAAUUGUAUUAUAACGGCUAUGAACAUAGUUGACGAGGAAAGCAACGCAUCAGAUGAUCCCAACAAAAUUAUUAUCUCUGAUAAUGAAAACUCUAAAAAAACGAUCGGUCUGCUCAAUAUCAAUUUGCUUAAUUACACGUACAUAGAUACUAGCGAUUCUAGCGAUUCCAGCGAUUACAGCGAUUCUGAUGGCUCUAGUGACUCCGGCGAUUCUGAAAUCGCCGACAAUGAAAAUCUUUCAGAUUCCUGCGAGAAACAUCGCAAUGCCAAUUCUGAUACAUUAUCCAAUAGCGAUUCGGAUCUGCACGAGAGCAAUUCUAUGGAUUUUAAUUCUUGUGAGAAAUUGAAGAGAAAUCCGCGCGCUGUUUUUCCCGCCGAGAAUUCCACCAAUCCCGUGAUGCCUUUGGAAUGCUCGAUUAAUACUGAGAAUUUGCAAAACAAUUUCGAAUGUAAUAGUGAAAAAAUAGAUUUCACGAAAAGUCAUAUGAAUUAUUCGAACGAUUCUUGUACAACGUUAAAGCAAGUAGAGGAACACAAUAAUGAGACUUACAUCGACUUACAUCAAAGUAAUCUCAAUCUUUCUGAUAAAAUGAAUUCUGAUAAAAUGAGUUCCGGAGACAAUCGGGAAUCGAACAUGGAGCAACGUAAUCAAGAGAGUCCGAUAACUGAUAAUAUUAUUCCUCAUCAGUUAAACAUAAUUGAUGAGAAUGCGGAACGAUUUAAUUCCGAAAGUCUUUAUUAUGAGAACAAAAGAGAUAUCAAUGGACAGAGUGAGACUGCCUUUGAGGUGGCCGAUGAUCCGUCUGACAAUGCCGAAGCUAUAAUGGUCAGCGUGAGCUUGCCCUUAAAAUUCAAAUUUUUUGUAUCCGAGAACAAUGAGGAUGUUACUACUGUAACGGUUGGUGACAGUAAAAUCCUAAAGGCAGAAAAAUCCUUCACUACGAAAAAUGACAAGGACGAUCUUUAUCGUAUCAACAACUUCCAUAUCGACAAUGACACUAGAGUAGAUUUUACCGUAAAGAGACCAGUGUCGGACGCGAUGCGCGCAACAGCAAGCAAAAAAAAUAAGGGAAACGAAGCUGCGACAUUGCAUACGGAUUUCACCUUCAAGAAAAAUUUGACGAGUAUUAAGGAAGCUGGCUGCAAAGAACGGGACACGGAGACGGAAUUUCCAGUUACGAAAACGGAAAUAAACUCGGCGGAAUCAGCACUGAAAAAUGUCAAUGAUUCUAUAGACUCUGAAUCGAUAACGGAUAGACGCGACAUAUUAUCAUUAAACGAUGAAAAUUGUGUUGGAGAAAAGAGAGAAGAAUCUACCUGCAAUGACUCCGAACAUGUCGACGACGAUAGCAAAACAAUAUCUGAAUCGAAACUUAUCGCGUCUGAAUGUUUCGGCAUGCAAGACGAUUUCGAAACAUUUCAAACUGAAAUUACAAAGGCAAGUCAAACAAAUCAGGAGAAUUGUCGCGUAGUUGCGAAUAAUGAAAAUGAACGACGUGCCGAUUCGGAAGUUUGUCGGACGUACGAAAGCGUUGAUACGAAGCGCAUUUUGAAUGUCCAAGAUUUUCGCGAAGAUUCCGAAGAUGACGAAGAUAGCGGAGUCACUUCCGAUAUAGGCCGGAUGAUACCUGAAAUUGAGGUAGAUUCGGAACGUGCUGUGUCAAAAAAUCAAAAAAAGUAUCAACGAACGCAAACACAUUCGCGACUUUUCCGGCUUCUAAAUGACGAUCCCGUCGCAGUUGAUUGUGCCAAGGUAGAUCCUUCCCUAAGGAAGGAAUACCUUAAUUUACCGCUUAAGACGAGCACGUUCAGCUACGACGACAGUUCUGAUUAUUCCAGCGGUUUGGCAUCUCCCGAGCAGUCGCUUAUUCACGAGCAAUCCUGGCGAAAAUUUCACGAUAACGCGAUAACGAACGGAAGUGUCGCGAGUUUACCGGACGCUACGCUUCAUCAUUCAACAAACAGCCAACAACAGCCGGAACAAGUUUAUUCGAAGGAUGAUCCGUAUUUUUGGAAUUGGAAGAGCGCAAAAUUAUCUAAAGACACGUCAUCCAAGUCCAAUGUCGUGCCCUCUUCGGCGUUCAAAGUUCUGAAUAACAAGAUACCGUUUUGGACUUACAAAGUGAACGUGUUGUGUCCGAGAAUCAAGAGUUCGAACAGCGUGCCAGGAGCCUUAACGGCACAACACAAGCAAAGCUUCGGCAAGAAGUAAUUCGUCGAUGACACCUACCCUCCCGAUAUAUAUCCUUCUGCGAACACAUUACCGUAACCAUAAACCGACCUUUGCCAUUGCUGAUGGCCUUAGGGCAGAAUGAAGCUGUGUAUUUGUCGCUGCGAGCAACCGCUCUCUUCACAAUCCACGGACAUAUUUUUUCUCGAUUUUCUUCGCAAGACAGGGCCGAGUAUGCCCGAGGUGCUCUACAGGCUACGUGAUUUUUUUUCUAUCGGUACAUAUCGUUUCCAUAUAUUCGUGUAUCACUUUUUAUUCUCUUCUCCGUAUUUCCCACUUUUCUUUCUCACUCGUCUUUCAUUACAGUUUUUAUUACAGUUGAACCUCUGUAUUUGUCAUAUCGCGGUCAGUAAAUCAUCUUAUUUUCUUUCUGAUCUGUACAUUUCAUUCCAACUCCUUUUCAUUUGCGCUCCUUCAUCUUGUAUAAUUACGUAUUUAUA